This is a messenger RNA of Ambispora leptoticha, 780 nucleotides long. NCBI's taxonomy places the organism in Eukaryota, Fungi, Glomeromycota, Glomeromycetes, Archaeosporales, Ambisporaceae. The record is from the annotation of a GenBank genome assembly.
AUGACACUGACGCGUGCUCAACGUGCCCGUUCUAUUAAUAAUAGAUCUUUAGGGAUAAAUAUAGCUCCAACACCACCAGCUCCGCUAUCUUCCUCUAUAUCAUCAUCAUCCACAAUCACGACAAGAAACAAUCGCGCUACCAUCAAAAAGCGUCCUGCUCGUGUACGACGUAGCAUCAAAGUGGUUAACUAUCACGAAUCUUCUUCCACGUCAUUUUCCUCUUCUGAUGAGAAUGACGGUGAAGACAAUCUUUCGGUCACUACUACGCAGAAUAUAAAUGACAUGAGCGCCGAGAAAAAGAAUCGCCGAGAAACAAGCCCUAGUACCUCCGAACUUGAGAGUCUUGACGAUGUUUCUGAUCUGUCGAGUAAUAUCACUUCAGAAGAAACUGACGAUUCCAAUUCCGAUACUGAGCUCAAUGUUCCGAUUUUUACCAAAGAAUUUUUAGCGUAUCAUAACGAAAAAGAAGCUAAACAAUUUCAUCUCUCCAGUCUAAGCCAAACGAGCACUAAUGAAAUUGAUACGUUUCGAACUCGCAUCCAUUUGAUCCGUUCCGACUCAGAAACGAAACGGGAAGAAUCUAAGGCGUUAGAGAUAGCCAACCAACAAAUCAUUCAACAAGUCAGCGAGAUCCGUCUUGCGUUAGGACUAUUGGAACGUAUGAUUGGUCCAACAGUCAGGUCUUCUGGUAUGCGGUUGGACGAUGCCGAAAAUUUAGCCGCAUAUGUUGAUGGCUUUCGUGAGAGAGUGGCUAGCGGGUGUCUAUUACAACCCGAGUAG